AUGAGUUUGUGGGAAGGAGAAUUUAGCCGUAAACGACCUACACGUCGUGGGAAAUCAACUCGUCAAAAAUUAACAACAGAAGUUCAGGGCGCCAAUAACGAAACAAGCACUUCACCUGCUGUUGAGGUUAUCACGGAAGACGAUGGUCUUGAUCUAACUAAUGAAGAACGACGUCACCUUUUAUCAUUUUUUAACGAUGCCGUAUUGGAAGAACUCACUUUGAUGCCAGGGUGUUCCUGGAAAACCGCACAGGCUAUUAUCAAUAUGCGCCCGUUUAAAAAUACGAAAGACUUGGUUUCUCAACUGUCGAGAGUUCGCCAUCUUUCCUCUAAUUUAUAUGAAUGCUGUAAAGAUAUUUUAGAAGUACGUUCUUCAGUUAUCCGUUUACUAAAUAAGUGUGAGCGUCUAACUAAACAAGUUGCUAGUCAUGCGACACGUUUGCUUGAAAAUACCAUCGCUUUACCUGAAAAUUAUAUCACUGAUCAAAAUCAACCUGAUGAAGUUGAUCAUGAACAUGAUGACUUCACCAUAAACAAAACAAAUGGUUAUCCCGUUCAACUAGUGACUCAGCAGCCCGCCAUUUUAAACCCUUUGCGUGAAUUAAAACCCUACCAACUCGUUGGUUUAAACUGGCUUCGUCUACUACACCACGAACAAGUCAAUGGAAUACUAGCAGAUGAAAUGGGCCUCGGAAAAACAGUUCAAGCUAUUGCCUUCCUAGCUAGCCUUUGGGAAAGUGGAAAUCGUGGACCUCAUCUCAUCAUUUGUCCAAGUUCAACUCAGGAUAGUUGGCAGCGAUCUGCAGAACAACGAAAGGCGAUCCGAUUGAAAAUUUAUGAAUCUGACUCUCAACUUGAUUUUAAUAUACUAUUAACUAGCUAUGUUGUUGGCACAAGUGCUUUUGAAGACAGAGCUUUAAUGAAACGCGUGAACUUCCAUUAUGGGAUUUUCGAUGAAGCACACAUGCUAAAAAAUAUGACUUCUCAACGUUAUCGAAAUCUGAUGAAUUUUAAAGUUCAACGACGUUUACUUCUUACAGGCACACCUCUUCAAAACAACUUGUUGGAGCUUGUAUCUCUGUUAUCAUUUGUUAUGCCAGAAAUGUUCUUGAAAAGCACAGAUCUGCUGAAAAGGAUUUUUCAGAUUUACUCAAAACCCAUGAAUUCCCGUGAGGAAGAUCAGUCAGCGAACAACAGUCCUAUUCGAAGCAGUUUUGAAGAAGAACGCCUGGUUCAAGCUAAAGGUCUACUUCAACCAUUUUGUUUACGACGAUUAAAAUCACAAGUCCUUGGGCAGCUUCCUCCAAAAACCAGCGAAGUGGUUUUGGUAGCGAUGACAAAGACCCAAGCAACCCACUACUACGAUCUUGUUAAACGGCUACGUUCCCAGCGGUCGUUUUAUGAUACAAACAGCAAUAGUCAAGAUCCCUCGCUUCUCUUGAACAAUGAAUGUGAAGAUGGUGAUGAAAAUGCUGAUCCAGAUGAUAGUGAUCCAAAAAGUGAAUGUACACCAAGAAAAAAAGCCCGUUUAGAUAAUUAUACAACAGUCACUUCUAGAUCCAUUUCUGAGCCUCUCCAGUCACCGUGCAACAUGGUUACAGCGUUGCGCAAGGCAGCAAAUCACCAGGCUCUUUUUUCUGGUCUUGCAUACACAGACUCAAACCUUCGGGAUAUUGCAGAAUCUUUGCAUUUAGAUCCAAGUCACUCUAAUUCUGAUUCCAAUCUUAUCUAUGAAGACCUACUUGCAAUGAGUGAUCAUCAGAUAAAUAAACUAUGUCAGUUUUACGAGGUUUUAUCACCAUAUACUCUCUCCCCUGAAUCGAUCAUCUCUGGAUCUGGAAAAAUUCAGUGGUUAAAUAACAAUUUGCCUAAAUUAAUCUGUGAAGGACAUCGUAUUUUGAUUUUUAGUCAAUUUGUCAUCAUGUUAGAUAUAUUGGAGGAAUUUUUAAGGAUAACUAACAGGCGUUAUAUACGAAUGGAUGGAUCAACUCCUGUCUCGGAACGACAAACAUUAAUAGAUCGUUUCAACAGCUCAUCGAUUGAAGUUUUUCUACUAUCUACACGUGCUGGUGGCCUAGGUAUUAGUUUAACUGGUGCAGAUACUGUAAUUAUACAUGAUAUCGACUUCAAUCCAUAUAAUGAUAGACAAGCAGAGGAUCGCUGCCAUCGACUUGGUCAGAAAAACCCUGUUCACGUCAUACGACUAAUCUCUGAAGGUACUUUAGAAGAGGGUAUGCUGCGUAUUGCAUCUGAGAAAUUACAAAUGGAACAGAAUGUAACAGGUUGCGUAUCUGAAUACAACAUAGAACGGACCGAGGAAUCUGAAUACACUACUCGUGUUAGUUCCCGGAAUAGAAAAUCAAAGGCAACUAAUAUUUUACCAUGUUCCAGUCUAGACGGUAUAACAGAUAAUGGAAAUGUUUUCAAAGUCCUUGGUAAUUGGAAACCAACUACCUCGGAUCUCAGUUUAUCCAUUGCGGAUCAUAUAUCAUCGAAUCGAAUUAGUGAACGAGAUGUUCGUUCUCUUCUUUCAGAUGCUUUGAAAUUGUAG
This is a messenger RNA of Schistosoma bovis, 2550 nucleotides long. The record is from the annotation of a GenBank genome assembly. Lineage: Eukaryota; Metazoa; Platyhelminthes; Trematoda; Strigeidida; Schistosomatidae.